Messenger RNA from Trichobilharzia szidati, 1461 nucleotides. Lineage: Eukaryota; Metazoa; Platyhelminthes; Trematoda; Strigeidida; Schistosomatidae. The record is from the annotation of a GenBank genome assembly.
AUGAGUGUUUUCGUCGCUGUUUUAUCUCUUGUGCUCACCCAAGACGAUGAUGACGAUUAUAAAAACUUGGUCAUCAUUUUCGCCGUAAACCUGAGAAAAGAUAUGUCCUCAUGUCGUCUUCUCGUUUGCGUUGGUGGCACCACAUGUCUAAGAAACUUGCAGAGAUCUUUCAGCUUCUCGCCAAAACAAACACCAGAAUUCAAACCAAGAACUGCUUUGAUAUUGUCCAAGUUAUCCAAAUAUGAUUGUGAAAAAUCUACCGGAAAUCAUCACAACGAUGAUGAGUUAAAAAAAUCUAUGAAAAGGAAAGGCUUUGAUGACCAGAUUGUAAUCUCACGACAUAAAACACACUACGCGAAAUUAUCUGAAUUGCAAAAUACUUUGAUAGGACGCGGUUUGGAAGUGCGGGUUGUAGAUCGUCGUACUUAUUCAAUGGAUUCUGUCAAUUGGGCCGAUGUUGUUUUUACUGCUGGUGGAGAUGGGACAUUUCUUUUUGGUGCCAGCAAAAUUCUACACCCUAAUAAACCAGUGAUAGGCUUCAAUACUGACCCUUUAUCCUCUCAUGGAUUCUUAUGUUUACCGAAGUGGUGUAGUUCAAACGUUUCAACAACUAUUGAUCUUCUACUAUCCAAUCAUUUUCGAUGGCUUUUACGUCGGCGUAUACGCGUCACUUUAACUCAUCUUAAGGGUGAAAAUUUACAAAUGCAGCCAUUAGAUAAACGUAAACCAAUUAACCGAGAUGGCUUUGAAAUUGGAACGUCAAAUUAUGCACUAGAUGUAUCAUCGUGUGAACUUUUCCCACCCUUUUGUUGCUCAGAGGAUAUGACUACAACCGUAUUACCUGUUUUAGCGUUGAAUGAGGUAUUUGCUGGAGAAUCUUUAAGUGCAUGUGUGUCCGUUUACGAUAUCUCAGUUGACGGUGCUAAAAGUGAAAAACAAAAAUCCAGCGGCAUAGUUAUCUCUACGGGUACAGGAUCAACGUCUUGGUCUCUUCAGAUCAAUAAAAUACCUAAACCAAAUCUCAUGGAAUUGUUAAAAACAAUCCGACAUAUAGUUCCUUUUUUAAAUACAUCACAAUCUGAAGUUCUUACAUCUUCGUCAAACUGUAAUGUUGAACAACUAAAUGUUACUGACCAGCAUCAAAUAUCAAAUACUUCAGAUGCUGCCUACUUAGAAUUACUGACUGAAAGGGCUGAGGCAUUACACAACAAAUCGCUUGUUUUUAGUCCAGAAGACUGUAAAAUGUUGUAUAGUGUUCGAGAUCCGAUAACUAAUGCUAUAUUUAAUGUUACUCAACCACGUGGUUUCGCUUCAAAUCUAUAUGUACGGUCGCUUAUGGAUGAAGGACAUUUAGUCUUUGACGGCGGUCUCACCUUCCCCUUUGUGUCAGGAUCUAUCGCAAAGUUUACAGUAUCACCUUCCGAUUCCUUAUGCUGUGUUCACUUUGAUCUUCCGUACUGA